CACGCAUUACCUCUAAUUGAGCGCGAGAGAAUUCUAUUGGCGAGAUACUUGCAAACCGGCUUCGUUUAGAAAGAAAACACCUGUGUGCAAUUUUACUAGCCUUAUUCGGAUCUAACGCCUAAAAAUGCCGACAAAGAAAUUAGCUCUUUUAAGUGUGUCUGACAAAACCAAUCUGUUACCAUUAGCAAAAAAAUUACAUGAAUUUGGAUUAACUCUAAUUGCUUCCGGUGGUACUGCACAGGCUUUAAGAGAUGCUAAGUUACCAGUGCGAGAUGUUUCAGAAGUUACAGGAGCACCUGAAAUGCUUGGAGGGCGUGUAAAGACUCUUCAUCCUGCUGUUCAUGCUGGCAUUCUUGCCAGGUUGACAGAUUCUGAUGCUCAAGAUCUUCAGAAACAGAAUUACGAUCUUAUCGAAGUAGUUGUUUGCAAUUUAUAUCCUUUUGUAAAUACUAUUUUGAAACCAAACGUGACGGUCGAGGAUGCAAUAGAGAAUAUCGAUAUUGGUGGUGUGACUUUGUUACGCGCUGCUGCUAAGAAUCAUGCUAGAGUUACAGUUAUCUGUGACCCCAAUGAUUAUGAAAAGGUCAUCAAAGAGAUGGAUACUGCUGCUGACAAUAACACCUCUUUCAAGACUAGACAAACUUUAGCUCUAAAAGCAUUUACUCACACCGCUGAAUAUGACAAUUCUAUCUCUGAUUACUUCCGCAAGCAGUACAGUGCUGAUGUCUCUCAACUCACUCUUCGCUAUGGUAUGAAUCCGCAUCAGAAACCCGCGCAGAUAUUUACUACCCUUGAGAAGUUACCGUUAACUGUGCUGAAUGGAUCACCUGGUUUCAUCAAUCUUUGUGAUGCCUUAAACGGUUAUCAACUAGUGAAGGAAUUAAAGUCCGCUCUGAAUUUACCAGCGGCGACUUCCUUCAAGCACGUGAGCCCAGCUGGAGCCGCAGUCGGUGUCCCCUUGGACAAUAUACAAGCGAAGCUAUGUCAAGUGGAUGAUCUUCACGAUCAGCUUACGCCUUUAGCGGCUGCUUACGCUCGUGCGAGAGGUGCCGAUCGAAUGUCCAGUUUUGGCGAUUUCAUUGCAUUGUCUGAGCCAUGUGAUGUUAUAACGGCAAAGAUCAUAUCAAGAGAAGUCUCAGAUGGCAUUAUCGCACCUGGUUACUCGGAAGAGGCUCUUCAGAUAUUAAAGAAAAAGAAGGGUGGCGCAUAUUGCGUGCUUCAAAUCGAUUCUUCUUAUGUACCAUCCCCGAUGGAACGCAAAACUCUGUACGGCUUAGUUAUGGAGCAGAAACGUAAUGAUGCGGUAAUCGACAAGCCGGUAUUCGAUAAUGUUGUGACGACGAAAUCAAAAACAUUAUCGGGAAACGCUGUUCGCGACCUGAUCGUAGCCACUAUCACUGUAAAGUACACGCAGAGUAAUUCUGUUUGUUAUGCUAAAGACGGUCAAGUGAUUGGCACUGGUGCCGGACAACAAUCUAGAAUUCAUUGCACUAGGCUUGCUGGAGAUAAGGCUGAUAAUUGGUGGCUUCGUCAACACCCGAAGGUAACAGGAAUGAAGUUCAAGAAGGGAGUGAAAAGAGCCGAAAUUUCUAAUGCCAUUGAUAAUUACGUUAACGGAUCUAUUGGAAAGGAUAUGGAUGAAGCUACUUGGGCCGCCAUGUACGAAGUGAUUCCUGAAAAACUAUCGGAGAGCGAUAAAAUCGAGUGGCUCAAAAAGUUGGAUAAUGUUGCUCUGAGCAGCGAUGCCUUCUUCCCAUUUAGAGACAAUGUGGACAGGGCUAGACUUAGUGGUGUCAAGUUUAUCGCGAGUCCUGCUGGCUCCACGAACGACGCAACAGUAAUAGAAGCCUGCAACGAACAUGGAAUUGUAUUGGCUCAUACUAGUUUCCGAUUGUUUCAUCAUUAAAUUCGAAAUAGAAUUUUAUACGUGCAUUGUUAUUACAUAAUACGUACUAUUUUUAUACGAUGUUCUCAAUAGAAAGAUUUCUUCUACUUAUUGUUACAAUAUUUUGAUAU
Molecule: messenger RNA, 2016 nt
Organism: Trachymyrmex cornetzi
Lineage: Eukaryota; Metazoa; Arthropoda; Insecta; Hymenoptera; Formicidae
Product: bifunctional purine biosynthesis protein PURH
Exons: 7
Coding region: 125-1906 (593 amino acids)
Biological process (GO): 'de novo' IMP biosynthetic process
Cellular component (GO): cytosol
Molecular function (GO): phosphoribosylaminoimidazolecarboxamide formyltransferase activity; IMP cyclohydrolase activity
Source: RefSeq, a predicted model, not a curated record